AAUUGAUGCUAGGAAGCAAUCCUAGCCUUCACUUCGGGUCGAGAGAACAAAAAGUCAAACCAACUCCUGAUUCAUUUAAUUUCGACUUAUUUCUCACCAAACCCGAAGAGUCGCCAAAUAAGGCACAACGACUCCCAAAUCCCACCAUGUCUAUCCUAAAGAAACCCCCUACCAACCUCCAGACGAGCAAAUCUACCACUACCGCGUCUAAACGAGGGACUAAGACGAAACCCUUACCUGCGGGAAAGUCCGCUAUGGCCAGUGUACUAUCGAACUCCACUACGAGGUCACUACCUACGAGUCCCGCGCUUAAUGGAGUCGCCUCACCGAACCCGGCCUUUUCCGCCUCGCAACAGUUAUUAGAAAAGAACAAGAACCAAAGAACCAUUCUUGUUCAUGAACUGGCAUCGAGGGACCAAACCUACGAGUACCUUGCAGAUGUAUGGAAGGGUGCUGAAGGGGACCUAAAGCCUACCGUAGAGAAGGUCGCAAACUUCGACGCGACGUCCAAGAAAUGGUGCCUAAAGAAGAUGUACUGGAAAGAGCUCGACGUAUGGAACUACAGUUACCGCAACAACGAGGACCGAACGGCCGCCAUCGACAAUGCGGUUAAGCAGUACGACAAGCAACGCAUUCCGACAUCGGCACCCGAAUGGGAGAGGUUGCUUGCUCCUUCCGAGCGAGGCAAGGGCAUCGUCCUAAGCAAACUGCAAGCGACUCUUGCAAAGGGGAACAUCACACCAGUCUCCAGAGUUGCCAGCCAGAAGACCGACGAUAGCGGAAACAAGAGCGACGCCGACUCUGCAAAGGCGAAGGGUGAGGCCAUGUCCCGAUCCAAUUCGCAGCCGGUAGGGGCCAAGACGAAGAAGGUCAGCGAGCGGGAGGCGCAGACAAAGCGCCUCUUCUCAAGCAACCCUAAGAAGCCCGCACCGAAAAAGCCAGUCGCUAAGGUUAAGGCUACGGAAGAGAAGGGCAGGAAGUACCUUUCCGAAGAGAAAGUUAUUGAUUCGGAGAGCAGCGGGGACGAGAGGCCUUUGUCAAGCGCCAAUUCUAGCGUGGUGAAGUCCAAGCCCGUUGAGAAACCUGUGGAGAGGCGAAUCGAAAAGCCGGUUGAAAGGGUGGUUGAAAAGCCCAAGGAGAAGCCAGCUCCAGCACCGAAACCGAAGCCAGUGGUUCGAGCACCGCGCCCUCCGGUCAGACCCCCUCCUCCAACCGCCCAGAAGCGAAGCCGAGAAGACGAUGACAGUAGUUCGAGCUCCGGGGCACCGCUGAGCAAGCGAAUUAAGCCGAAGGAGCCCCCGAAGCCAUUGCCGAGUACCACGGCUUUGAAGCAUCGUCCAUCGGAUGCCAGCCAAAGCUCGAGGAACACUGGCCUAGGGGCGACCUCCUCGAAUUUCUCCAAGAGCAAGAACACCUCACCGGCCAAAUCUUCACCCCUCGCAUCUUCGCCGCCAACGAAUGCCUCCGAUUUCGAGGACCAACAGCCUGUCCAACGGCCAUCGAAACCCCAGGUUCGCAACGGAGAGCGCAACACCAAUGGCGUGACAAACGGAGUCUCAUCGAAUGCAAACCCGGUCAAGAAGCGAAAGGAGCGGGAUGUCGACCAGUUUUCCUCGCAGCAGUCUACGCCGAAUAAGAAGCAACGCGUAUCUAAGGACGUACUCAUGAAAGCUAGACUGUUCACAAAGUUCUACGAGCGAUACGAGGCGUUGCACUGGGAAAUUUCGGGGUUGAAGGAGCCUCCUGAGGAUAAGCUGGCCGAUCUGCUAGAAAUGCGGGAACGAUUGGCCAAUAUGAAGGUUGAGAUUUCCCAGGCUGUGACGGCGAAUUAGGAAGCUUGGGUGACGGGCGCUUGCGAAACGACUGGAACGACAAUUUGCAUUAAAUUGGAGCAUGGAGCGAACGGGAGUUUUACGAAGCGCGACGAAUGAGUAGCCGGCGAACAAAUGGAUGGGCGGAGAUUAGCGAUACCGCUAUAUAUUUAUUACGACGAACGAAUGUUCUUGAACAGCGGCCGGCGGUAUUCUGCAUUUUUACUAUCAGCGAAUGGUGGACAUCCCACUAUCUAAGGGGAAUUUGGCGAUUGCAUAUUAUUUUACGAUUUUAUUAUUUUUUAUUGUCUAUUACUGGAUACCGGAACCGAGGCAUUUUGAUUGGGAUCAGGGAUAACAGCAACACAGCAUGGCUAUUUGAAAUUUGUGGUUUUGAUUUAUCUACCUUUUUUUUUUCCAUAUUUGAUUUUUUUAUUCGGUACGGGCAUUUCGGAUACCAGCAUAGGUUCACCAAAAAA
Molecule: messenger RNA, 2290 nt
Organism: Hypoxylon trugodes
Lineage: Eukaryota; Fungi; Ascomycota; Sordariomycetes; Xylariales; Hypoxylaceae
Exons: 2
Coding region: 6-1832 (608 amino acids)
Source: RefSeq, a predicted model, not a curated record